This is a messenger RNA of Entrophospora sp. SA101, 342 nucleotides long. NCBI's taxonomy places the organism in Eukaryota, Fungi, Glomeromycota, Glomeromycetes, Entrophosporales, Entrophosporaceae. The record is from the annotation of a GenBank genome assembly.
AUGAUCAAAAGUCCAAAAUUUGAAUUGUCGAAUAAAGAUUCUGAAUUUGAUUUAGGUGCAUUCGUUGACGGUGAUGAUGGUGAUGUAGUAGCGGCGGUAUCAGAGUUAGUAGUGGCGACUGCGGAUGUUGUAGGUACAGGUGUUGUUCCAGGUGCUUUGAUUUCAAAUUGUUCAGAAGUUGUAUAUAUAUCUGCAAUAUUUGCAACAUUUGUAAAUCUAAUCACAAACCCCAAAAUUCCAGACUUGUCAGAUUUUGCCAUUGCCAACACAGUUAAUACAACACUUGGUGUAACUACUGUUCAAAUUCCGCCUAGUCUAGUUAAUACUGGUAAUUAUUUUUGA